AUCCAGCACCUCCUUCUAAAAGUGAGGCCGGCCCAACUUCCCAUUGGACGACCUGUGCACUUUAGUGGGCGGGGCCUCCGUGCCAGCAAGGAGAAGAAGAGGAAAAAAAGCAGGAGGAAAGAAUUUAACUGCGCAAAAAGUGCUGCGCGCUGACGGAUGUCCAAAGUUCAGAACUUUUUCAAUGUGCGUCUCACAUGGUCUCGAGGAUGGGGACGGCUUAAACGCAGCGACCUUCUCCGCGCUCAGACCUUUUCCCUCUUUUUUCCUGCUCUGCGUGGGGAGCUGUGAUUUCCCUGGAAGAGGGACACGCGGGGCGCGCGUAUUUUUCGGAGCUUUCCUCUGCGCGUAAAGCCAUGCAGGCUCGAUACUCCGUCUCCAGCCCCAACUCUCUGGGCGUCGUGCCGUACAUCAGCGGCGACCCCAGCUACUACCGGGCUGCGGCCGGCGGCGGGUACACGGGGAUGCCGGCGCCCAUGAACAUGUACUCGCACGCGGCGCAUGAGCAGUACCCCGCCAGCAUGGCCCGGGCGUAUGGACCGUACACCCCCCAGCCUCAACCCAAGGAUAUGGUCAAACCCCCCUACAGUUACAUCGCGCUCAUCACCAUGGCUAUCCAGAACUCUCCUGACAAGAAGGUGACCCUCAACGGGAUUUAUCAGUUCAUCAUGGAGAGGUUCCCCUUCUACCGGGACAACAAGCAGGGCUGGCAGAACAGCAUCAGGCACAACCUCUCCCUCAAUGAGUGCUUUGUCAAAGUGCCGCGCGAUGACAAGAAGCCCGGGAAAGGCAGCUACUGGACCUUGGAUCCGGACUCCUACAACAUGUUCGAGAACGGGAGCUUCCUGCGCCGCCGGCGGCGGUUCAAGAAGAAGGACGCGCUGAAGGAGAAGGAGGAGCGGCUGCAGAAGGAGCUGACGCCGCGGCAGCAGGAGCAGCAGCAGCCGGUGCAGGGCUCCCAGCCCGUCCGGAUCCAGGAUAUAAAGACCGAGAACGGGACAGUCACGCCGCCGCAGGCCAACUCCCCCUCCCUGAGCGCCGUCCCCAAAAUCGAGAGUCCGGACAGCAGCAGCAGCAUGUCCAGCGGGAGCCCGCACAGCAUCCCCUCCGGCCGCUCCAUCGUCAUGGACAGCUCCGAGCAGCACCACGCGCAGGCCUCCACGCAGGGCUUCAGCGUGGACAACAUCAUGACCUCUCUGCGCGGCUCUCCUCAGGGCGCGCCGGAGCUCGGCGCCUCCAGCAGGACAGGUAUCACCCCGUCUCUGUCCCUAAACUACUCCCCCAGUCAAACGUCUGUCUAUAGCUCCCCGUGUAACCAAAGCUCCAUCUCCACUACCUCCAACACAUAUCAUUGUAACAUGCAAGCCAUGAGCCUUUACGCGGGGGACAGAGCCAUGGCGCCGAGCACCACCGUGGACGAAACGCUGCCCGAUUACUCCGUCACAACCACCUCAUCCUCUCUGACCCACGCCAACCUCAAUUCCGGCCAGGAGGGCCACCCCUCCCACCAGGGGAGGCUGGCGUCCUGGUACCUGAACCAGGCCGGAGACCUGGGCCACCUGGGCGCCCCUUACCCGGCGCAGCAGCAGAACUUCCACUCGGUCCGGGAGAUGUUUGAAUCCCAGAGAAUUGGCUUGAAUAACUCAUCUGUAAACGGGAAUAACAGCUGUCAGAUGUCAUUCCCGCCGAGCCAAUCCAUCUAUCGCACGUCGGGAGCUUUCGUUUAUGACUGCAGCAAGUUCUGACCAAAAUAGAACAAAAUAAAAGCCUUACUCUCUCCCCACAUCUCUGAACUGCCAUUUUUAAAAACUCCUUUUGGACUGAAAACACAACAGACUCGAUCUUUACUGUAAUGUUACAACAAAUAACACGUAAGUCUCUUUUUGUUGUUUUUGUGGCUUUAUGUUAAAAAUAUGUCACUUUUUUCCUUUUUUUUCUUUUUGGGAAGCUGUAAAUUGCAUAUAGUAAUUUAUUUCUAAACUGUAGCCGGAUGUUAUGGACCAAACACCCCAAAAGUGUUUCUAAACUGAAUUAUCGCCAAACUGUUUCAUUAUCAGACUUUUAAGAAAAAAAAGAAACAUCCAAGGAAGGAACGUGUAUAUCAUCUUUUUAAAGAUUAUUUGUUGAUAAUUAUUCUGAAGGAUUUGUUUUUUUUCUUUUAAUAAAUUGUCAUUUUUUGUGAGUUAA
Molecule: messenger RNA, 2184 nt
Organism: Oryzias melastigma (Indian medaka)
Lineage: Eukaryota; Metazoa; Chordata; Actinopteri; Beloniformes; Adrianichthyidae
Gene: foxc1a
Product: forkhead box C1a
Exons: 1
Coding region: 354-1742 (462 amino acids)
Biological process (GO): regulation of transcription by RNA polymerase II; anatomical structure morphogenesis; cell differentiation
Molecular function (GO): DNA-binding transcription factor activity, RNA polymerase II-specific; RNA polymerase II cis-regulatory region sequence-specific DNA binding
Source: RefSeq, a predicted model, not a curated record